Molecule: messenger RNA, 4009 nt
Organism: Electrophorus electricus (electric eel)
Lineage: Eukaryota; Metazoa; Chordata; Actinopteri; Gymnotiformes; Gymnotidae
Biological process (GO): regulation of canonical Wnt signaling pathway
Cellular component (GO): plasma membrane
Molecular function (GO): phosphatidylinositol-4,5-bisphosphate binding; beta-catenin binding
Source: RefSeq, a predicted model, not a curated record
GAGAGAGAGAGCGAGAGAAAGAGAGAGAGAGCGAGCGCUGUAAUAGACGGAAGGAGCACGAACAGAAACAGAGAUACGCAUAACACAAGCCAUUCUGCAUAAGCAGACGAAGGUAAAGAGAUAUUUAUUUAUUCAUUCUCCAAUGCAUCAUAUGUAAUUAAUUUGUGGUAAAGACAGGCUAAGACAGAACAAUAGACAGAGACACGCUGCAGUGGAGUACAGAUAUGGAUGCCCAAUCGGAGAGCUGCGAGCCCCCACUAUGCGAUCCUCAGCCUCCAGGUAAAAUCAGAAAGGCCCUCAAGCUAUUCAGCAAGCGCAGGCCAGGCAGUGGGAUGGCCAACAUCUUUUCGAUGCGCAGCAAAUGUGAAGGGGGACCCAAAUCACCACCUUCGAGGAGCAAAACCCUGGAUGGUUUAACAGAGGCUGUGGCUCCAGAAGCUGAGGCAGAGUCAAUGGAUCUGGACCAGGAGGCCUGCCAAAAGGAGGACUCUCCAACGGAUGAGCCCACCAGCAGGGAGGGGAACCUGGGUUCGACCCCAACCAGACAGUCCAUCUCCUCCAUCACUUCUGCUAAAUCGCUGAGCUUCCUAAAUAUGCUUCGUUGGAGUCGGAAAGGAGGUGAGGGGGAACGGCAGACCCAGACUGAGUCACAGAGAGCUGGUCGCCAGAGAAAAGGUCUGAAGGGUCUCUUUGGAAGUGUACGCUGGCAUGGAAAAGACAGCGAUGGGAGUGAUCAGGUGGCACCAGGUCCACCACUUCUGGCCUCCCGCUCCAACAGUGUAGAAAUCAUUAAGGAGAACCUGACUCUCACCCCCAGACCGCCGCCUCGCUCUCCGGAUGGAUCGGAGUCUGAGCAACAACCCCCAGUAUCGCAGGAUGUGCCCACUUGCUCUGAGGACACUACAAAGGUGAGCGAAACUGCAAAACUACCAAUUAAUGAUAGGUUGAGCACACUGCUUGGAGAUAUCUCAUCUAUCUUGAGCUUUGAUUCCCUGACGGGUGGUGGAGAUAUUGUCGCGGACGUAGAAGCAGAAUGGAUGAAAGUCAGCAGUAGAGUGGAGGGAAGAGCAGGCACAGAUGAAGCUGUGAGGAAGGACAAGGCUUUGUCAGCUGCUAUUUCAGCUAAACUUAAACCUACCCUUUCUCCCACAUCUACGUCCUUUAGCAAACCCUCUUCUACAUCUACAGCAAAACCCAUUUCAUCCUUUACCACACCACCCAAACCCAUACCUAGCCCUACCACAAAACCCAGGGUUUCCCCACCAUCUUCACCAAGCCCUUCUACUUCAACUAAACCUGUCCCAUUCUCUACAUGUUCGCCUACACAUAUUCCCACAAAAAAACCCGACCAACCCUCUGAAACUUCUCCAUUCCCUUCUUCUAGCCCAUCAAUGAAACCCAUGUCCAUUGCUAUCACAAAAUCCCCUCCAACGACCCCAACUUAUUCAGCUGAACCUUCCCUUACCCAUACAUUUAUACUCACUCCUGAACCAUCAACCACACCAACCCCUACCCCUACCCCUACAUCUACCCCUACCCCUACGUAUACCCCUACCCCUAGCCCUGUUCCUGCUGUUGAUUCUGCCUCUGCUGCUACAACUGAAACUUCCAUCUCACCAACAGUUGAAUCUCCUGCAGAACCUAGUCCUGCUGCUGUCAUAACUGAGCCCACUCCCACCCCAACUGCUGCAACAAAACCCACCCCAACUCCUGCUCCCCCACCCAUAACAAAACCCAUUCAUUCUGCAGCCCAGGAAACAAGGCACAGUAGUGCUUCCGCAUCCAAAUAUCCGCCAUUCAACACAUCAAUCAAACCUGUCUCCACCGGUCCGAUAAACAGACCCAAAAUCAUCACCACCUUUGGAUUAUCGACAAGCCGCAACACUGCACCUAUCGUUAAACCUGAGACAAAGCAGUCCGCUCCGCAGCCAAAAUUAAGUCCCCCUCUAUUGCAAACUGACAAAGGUGGGUCAGUGUCAGCUAUGACAAAAGCAUCAACUUCGGAAUCCGGACCUCCUCAUUAUGCUCCAAAACCUCCACCUGCAACUAGUCCUCCAUCUUAUGCCCCAUCCAUGACAAAACCCCAAGCUCUAGCGGCUGCCCCUGCAAGUUCAUCUGCUACCUCUGUGAAGCCUACUCAUAAAGUGGAACACACUUCUCUCCCCUAUGGGCCUCCUUCAACACUCAUACCUUUCCCAGAUUCUUCUGCCACUGCUCCAAAAAGAGACAGAGAGCAGGAGGAUGUGGCAAGUCGAAGAGGAAUGGAAGAGACAGGCGUGCACAUUCGACCUCAGAAGUUAAAGACGUCAGGCCUCAGUAAAAUCCCUGUAAGUGGUGGUGGCCGACCUAAACAAUACCACAGAGAUGCCCAUUCCAAUGGCGAUGAGGGCCACUGGAACCUCCCUACUCCUGUGCAUGAAGAGGAGAGCCCAAUUUCUCUCUCACGAGAGAGUAGUAGCAAGGAAGCCCUGAGCGACUUCUCCACUGGUUCAGGGGCUGUUACUCCUACCCUGUCCCACAACCUGGAGGAUAUCCUGGACUCUGCAGUGCAUCCCACAGUGGAGGCAACCAGCUUACCCAGGGAGUCUAAGAUCCCCAUCAAACAUGGCUCCACUGCAACAUACCACCCUCUGCAGGGGAAAACGGAGACAACACGGUCCAAGAUCCCUGUCUCUAAAGUGCCCGUUCGCCGAACCAGCAAUAAGCCUGCACCCUCUGCUGCAGCCGUUCGAAAAUAACGGACGGUUUCACUUAAGAAUGCAAAACACAAAACAUUCCACUUGCAGCUGUUUGGAAUCUUCUAUUGUUUUCCUAAGCAGAUGUCCUCACAGGAACAACGCAGGAUUGUUGUUAUUAUUUUUUCAACUGAAAUGCAUUUGUGUUGACCACUCUAAAUGUACUGGGUGUAUCUAUUCAUAUUGUGUCACUGUAAAAGGCACCAAUGCUAUGGAUUUAAACCCUGUGCAUCACCAGGGAGAGAGAUCACAUAAAAGCCCAGAUAGAAUUAUCUCCAUGGUAACUUAUAAUGUAAACACUAAGGCAGACGUUGCAUCACAACACCCCUCACCUGGGAACCAAAGCCAUGUAGACCAAGCUGUGCAUCUCUUCAGUUCAUUAACCUUUGGAUUUGAGCACAUCACCAAGACCAAGUACAGCCAGCAGCUUACUAGAUGAAGGUGUUUGGCACUUAUGAGAGCUCUCCAUAAGCGAUCUAAGAUGGAGUCUUAUUUGUCCAGGUCAUGUGGUUUUUACUCAGGUCUGAACCAUCAGAGGGGUUUGUGUCACCACUUAUUGGUGCUUUUGUCCUGCCACAGUGAAGCAAAUCUUUUCUAAUGGAGAAUUUUUGUAGCCCUUGUUACUUCCAUUUUUGUAGACCUUUUUGUGUCUAAUGUCCUCGGUCCUUUUUUAAUAUAUAUAUAUUUAAGCAAACAUUGUGGAUCCAUGUUUUUCUCAGUUGGAACUCUAUGCUUAUGUGAAAAGAGGCUGAAUCUCUCUCUCUCACUACAUACAUGAACACCACGACAGGAUUUUUCGCCGUAUCUCUGAAUGUAUGUAGCAGAACGCAUGCCCUGUUUUUGAGCCGGAGCAGUCGUCAUGCUCCCCAUGCUUCAGCAGCUCUCUUCCCGUGUUCCCCUUUCUCUCUUUUUUUUUACACUGUGUUGGACAAUACAAGCAUCUGAAUACUUGUCAGUGAAAAACACUUUGACUUAUGGAUCUAACACUCGGGACAUAUUGGAUGGCCUGUCAAUAUGACUGGAGUACAGUUUGGAUAAGUUUUGAUGACAUAAGGCCUUGGGGCAUUGCUAGAGCUGUUUCAUGGACAAUCAGAAUAAUAGGUAAGGCUAUAUGUUUGCUGAGGGUGUCAGUCCGGCGCGAGAUGGUUAGAUCCUUUUGCCAAUGUCAAAUGCUUUGUGCACAUGGCUAGUAGAAGACUAUUUUUGUGUCUGUAUAUCUUAAUGUCAAUCUGUUUCCUAUUUAAUCAAUAAAACAUGACUAUACUUAGAACUUA